ACCUAUCGCAUUAUCUCAGCCUCAACAGAAGUUCCUCUCCUAUAGCAGAAAAGAUGGCGGACAAUUUCGAUAGAACCGCAGAUGAGAGGAUCGAGUUCACGACCUCGAAGGAGGUAACGGUGGCCCCGACCUUCGAUGAUAUGCAUCUGAAGGAGAACCUCCUACGGGGUAUCUAUGCAUAUGGGUUUGAGUCACCGUCAGCCAUUCAGUCUCGCGCCAUCGUCCAGAUCUGCAAAGGCCGCGAUACUAUAGCACAGGCGCAAUCCGGGACUGGUAAAACUGCAACGUUUGCAAUUAGCAUCCUACAAGUUAUUGACACCGCGCUUCGUGAGACUCAAGCGUUGGUUCUUUCCCCGACUCGUGAACUUGCGACCCAGAUCCAGAACGUUAUUAUGGCUGUUGGCGACUACAUGAACGUGCAAUGCCACGCAUGCAUUGGAGGAACCAACGUUGGUGAUGAUAUUAGAAAGCUGGACCAUGGUCAGCAUGUCGUAUCCGGAACCCCUGGUCGUGUCGCAGAUAUGAUCCGACGCCGCCACCUUCGCACACGUCACAUUAAGAUGCUCGUUCUCGAUGAAGCCGAUGAUCUCCUGGCGCGCGGGUUCCGCGAACAGAUUUAUGACGUUUACCGAUACCUUCCCCCAGCAACUCAGGUGGUCGUAUUGUCUGCUACUCUACCUUACGAUGUCCUCUCCAUGACCACAAAGUUUAUGACAGACCCAGUUCGCAUCUUGGUGAAGCGUGACGAAUUGACUUUGGAAGGCUUGAAGCAAUACUUUAUUGCAGUGGAAAAAGAAGAAUGGAAAUUUGAUACCCUUUGCGAUCUCUACGACACUCUCACGAUCACACAGGCAGUUAUUUUCUGCAAUACUCGCCGCAAGGUUGACUGGCUGACCGAUAAAAUGAGAGAAGCAAACUUCACAGUUUCAAGUAUGCAUGGAGAAAUGCCACAGAAGGAGCGAGACAGCAUCAUGCAAGACUUCAGACAGGGAAAUUCUCGGGUUCUUAUAUCCACCGACGUUUGGGCCCGAGGUAUCGAUGUGCAACAGGUGUCAUUGGUUAUCAACUACGAUCUACCCAGCAACCGUGAGAAUUAUAUUCACAGGAUCGGUCGAAGCGGACGCUUUGGACGCAAAGGUGUUGCGAUCAACUUUGUCACAAGCGAAGAUGUCAGGAUUCUGAGGGAUAUCGAACUCUAUUAUUCCACCCAAAUUGAUGAAAUGCCUAUGAACGUUGCCGAUCUCCUGGGUUAAUUCGGCCGAUCAACCCUCACGACAAAACACUGCACGAAAAUGAUAAUGAACGGCAGCUAAUAAUGGACGACCGCACUUCCGGGUAACAGCGUCACAACACAGUGGCCUUAUGCGUUUUUUAGCAGAAAGUCCGUAUUAACCUUGGAGCAAACACGUCAUUUAAUACAUACCAGUGCUCUAGACGACAAAGUCAAGGAGAAUUGUCGUGGAGGAACAGGGGAUGCCCGGCAAAUAGAAUGUCGUUCUUUCUCCCUCCCCGGCCGGAGUCUAUCCUUAUAUUGUCUUAAAGGCCUUGUUAAAACAGAAUUGUAUGAACUUUUUUCUAACACUACUAUGGCGGACUCAAUGUUCUGGUUUCAAGCGUUUCCGACCAUGCUUUUGUAUGUCUACAACGAAUUUUUUGCCUAUACUCUGUGGCGAUCUAUUCGGUUUGACGCGCAGGCCGGGUUGGCGGGAUUUGAAGAAAUGAAAUAUGUUUCUCACACUUUUCUUUCUUAGCCCUGUAUUCGUAUAUUCUUUUACUUUUCGUACUCCGUACAUAUGAACUGAACAAUACUGGAGCGGACGCUAAGGUCGUCAAGGUUGCUUUUGCAUCAGUACCAGGCCAUUAGGUCAGAACCCGGCAA
Messenger RNA from Coccidioides posadasii C735 delta SOWgp, 1879 nucleotides. RefSeq names its product RNA helicase (gene FAL1). Gene Ontology annotation, cellular component: catalytic step 2 spliceosome; nucleolus. NCBI's taxonomy places the organism in Eukaryota, Fungi, Ascomycota, Eurotiomycetes, Onygenales, Onygenaceae. The record is from RefSeq and is a predicted model, not a curated record. Gene Ontology annotation, molecular function: mRNA binding; RNA helicase activity; ATP binding.